Paramecium sonneborni is the source of this 1530-nucleotide messenger RNA. The record is from the annotation of a GenBank genome assembly. NCBI's taxonomy places the organism in Eukaryota, Ciliophora, Oligohymenophorea, Peniculida, Parameciidae.
AUGAAACAAUUUCAAACACCAAAUUCAUGUCAUUCAAGAAAAGGUAGUGCUAAAGUUAAUAGACAACCAUUUGCCAUUAUAAGUAAUUGUCCAGAAUUCUAAUAAUGUGCCAAUUAUUUAUAAAGUAAAGUAUAAGGAUUGGAAAUGAGAGUUAAAAAUCUUAAUAGUCAUCAUGCAAGUGAAAAUAGAUCAACUACAGCAUCUAAAAAUACAUAAAAUUAAUCUCCUUUCAAUACACAUAAAUAAAGCAAGAAAUAUGGAUCUAAUAAACAAAUUGACACUCAAAGUUAUUAUGAAACAAUUAUCAAUAAAAGAUUAGAAAAUAUAAGUAAAAUUGAAUAAUCACCAAUCAAAACAGAAUAAUCAAUUAAUUAAGAUAAAUAUUCAGUUCAUAGUUUAGUUAGCCAUUAAACAAGAUUAAGUUAUAAUUGUAUUCAGAAAAUACAAACUUUAACCAAAAGACUAAGAUAAUUUAAAUUAGUUAAAGAUUAAAAUCAAGAUGAAUGUGCUCCAUCUUUAGCUAAAAUUAAAUGUUUUUGCCAAGAAUUCUCAAAUGAAUGUUUUGAUUUCUAUAGAUGCACCGAUCUAAUUACUUUAAAAUAUUUUAUUUAUUUACUCUUAUAAGAAUUGAAUAGUAAUUCAGAGACAUUUAGGGGAAAUGAAAAUUAAAAUUAUGAAUAAUAAAUUGAAUAUUUAAAAUCUUAAUUGGAUAAUUAAAAUACUGAAUAAAUGACCUUUAAAGGGUAAAUAAAGUUAUAAAAAAUGGUUUAUGAUACAUAAAAUCUUAUAUAAGAGAUAAUUUAGUAAUUGUAAUCUUAAAAUAAUUAAAAUGUAUUGACUAAUUAAGUUGAUAUGUUGAAUAAAUAAAUAAAAUCACUAAAAGAUAAUAUGAGUCAAUAACAAUUUUUAAAAAGUUCCUUUGGUGUAAAUUUAGCUAAUUAUGAAACUAAUGAAAAUAACAAUUCUCUUAUUAAUUAAUCAAAUUAUAAAACUAAUGAAGAUAGAUUCAUAACUUAAAUGAGUUCUAAAUCAAAAUCUCCUUAUUGCAGAAAUACUAGAAAGAUAUAAAUGGAAGGAGAUUCAUAAAACAAUUUGAGGUUAUUAGAAGAAUAAACAAUUAUAAAUAGAUAGUUGAUGGAAAAGAUUUUUGAAUUAUAGUCUUCAGAUAAAUAAAAUUAUACACUUUAAGAAUUGUAAGAUUAAUUGAAUGAAAAAAAUAAAUAAAUCAAUGAACUUUAAAAGAAUGUAAAGAAUUAAGAAUGUUAUUCUGAACUAAAUUAAAGAAUUUUAGAUAUAAGUAAUAACUUAGACAAUGUGAUUCAAUAAAAUUCUACAUUGACUUAAGAAAAUGAGUUGCUAAAAUUAAAAAUUGAAUAAAUGAAAUAAUAAGAGAUAAAAUAUUUUGAUUUACUCUAAGAGAAUAAUAAAUAAUGUUAAUAGCUAAAUUUAAUUAUUNUGUAUUCAGAAAAUACAAACUUUAACCAAAAGACUAAGAUAAUUUAAAUUAGUUAAAGAUUAAAAUCAAGAUGA